This is a messenger RNA of Puccinia graminis f. sp. tritici CRL 75-36-700-3, 354 nucleotides long. RefSeq lists its product as uncharacterized. The record is from RefSeq and is a predicted model, not a curated record. Bases 1 to 354 code for a protein of 117 amino acids. The transcript has 2 exons. NCBI's taxonomy places the organism in Eukaryota, Fungi, Basidiomycota, Pucciniomycetes, Pucciniales, Pucciniaceae.
AUGCCUGAAAAAGGAGGCCUAGGGGUAUUUGCUGCUCAAAGUUUCAAGAGGGGUGAUUAUGUUGACGUUGUGCCCAACGGAACCUCUUGCCCUCUAAAAUUUCAGGUGAGCGAAGCAGCUUCCCGCGGAAAUGAUAGCGCAUCCGCAAGAAUUGCUAUCGUUAACCCCCUGAUUGCUGCACAUGUGGGAUAUUCAGCAGUUGAAGGGACUGUAUCCUACCAUAAGCGUAAAAAUUUGACGGAGCCGUUCCCAUUCUUGGGUUUAGCUGUCGAAGACGGUUGGAAAACUCAGUCUCCCCAUGAGAUCAUACUGAUGAGGAUCGAUGACGGAUUCGACGAUUGGGAGUUCUUGUAA